Molecule: messenger RNA, 1362 nt
Organism: Aspergillus fijiensis CBS 313.89
Lineage: Eukaryota; Fungi; Ascomycota; Eurotiomycetes; Eurotiales; Aspergillaceae
Product: phosphatidylserine decarboxylase family protein
Exons: 2
Coding region: 1-1362 (453 amino acids)
Biological process (GO): phosphatidylethanolamine biosynthetic process
Cellular component (GO): mitochondrion
Molecular function (GO): phosphatidylserine decarboxylase activity
Source: RefSeq, a predicted model, not a curated record
AUGCGCCUUUAUUGUGUUCCCGUCUUGCAUCUCCUGGCCUUGUUCGCCAGCGGCUAUACCACCGGGGAGAGCUCCUACGAUGAGAUUGGCCGUUGGUCUCUUCGUGAUCAACAUGACUACGGCGAAUGGCUGGUCGACGUGACUCGUCGCACCGAGAACAGCUCCCAGCAGUUGCACCCCACGGUGCGGGAAUUCGGCGACCUCAUCGAGGCUCGACCACAUCUGCGGAUGCUCUUUGCACUAAUGUUCCAGGAAGUGCCUCGAAGUCCUCGUUACAUUUACGAGCUCAGCGGACGACCCCAGAUCCGAGACUACCGCCACAUGCUACGCGUACUCGACCACCUUAUCCAGACGGCGCCACCCUACAGCACCCGAAAAAAUCGCAUGAGCUAUGCCGGUAUUCCCCUGAGCAGUUUGCUCAACUGGCCGAUGGGGACACAAAGCGGCUUUGCAGCCUUCCUGGACCCCGAAGUCAAUGCCAUAAUAAAGAAGAUCCUAAACACCUGGGGCGCAUACCUGCAGUCCCCGGACUCGGUUCAUGUCCUUGGCAGAGCUCCCACCGACUGGUUCGGCCCGACGGGACUCACUGAUCUCACUGACGUUGCGAACAUCGGCCGGACGAAUUAUACGUUCGACGAAAUAUUCAUCGCCAACGCCACGGCCCCGUACCGCGGAUUCCAGUCCUGGGACGAUUUCUUCAUCCGGUCAUUCCGCGAGGGCAUCCGUCCCGUCGCGGGGAACGACAGCGUGAUCGCGAAUGCCUGCGAGUCGAAGCCCUAUCAGGUGCAGCACAACGUGAGCGCUCACGAUCAGUUCUGGAUCAAGGAACGGCCGUAUUCGAUUGUGGACAUGCUGGGUGGUGAUCCGCUGUCCGAGAAGUUUAUCGGGGGCACGGUCUACCAAGCUUUCUUGAGCUCCCUGAGCUACCAUCGCUGGCACGCGCCGGUCUCAGGCCGCAUCGCGAAAGCCUUCACGUUAAAUGGGACCUACUUCUCCGAGCCCCUUAUCAUCGAUCUCGCCGCGCAGGAGCAGAGCCAUGACUAUCUCGACGAACUGAGCCUGAUUGCCGCGCAGCCGUACCUCACCUCGGUGGCCACCCGCGCGGUGAUCUUCAUCGAGGCGGAUCACCCGGCUCUCGGAACGGUGGCGUUCAUCGGCGUCGGCAUGGCAGAGGUUUCCACAUGUGACAUUACAGUCAAGCAGGGCGACUAUGUCCGCAAGGGGGACGAGUUGGGGAUGUUUCACUAUGGGGGGUCAACCCACUGUCUCCUGUUUCAAGAGGGAGUCAACGUGACGGGGUUUCCUGCGACUGGGCAAACUUACAAUGUGCCUGUGCGAGGUCACUUGGCUACUGUUGGUUGA